UAGAAAUCACACCCACCGUGACAUAUCUGAAGAGCCCUCUGAUCUCUGCGGAGCACUUGCCGACAAUGGACUAGGCAGUGCAAGAGCUCCCGUGGAGACACGGGGGUCUGCCUUGGCUGGGCCAUGCAGCCCCCGCUGGACGAAAGGGUGCGGAUCCAGGUGGAAGAGGAGUUUUUCUCGGUGGACAAGGCUGUCCUGGUGGAGCACAGUGAAUACUUCCGGGCGCUCUUCCAAUCCGGCAUGAGAGAGAGCACCCAGAAGGAGAUCCAGAUCAGAGAUCUGAGCGCCACAGGCUUCGCCGUCAUGCUGAAGGUCCUGGGAGGGGAGCACCCGAUCCUGAGCUGCGAGGAGAACCUCAGGGCAGUGGAGUGUGCCUCCUUCCUGCAGGUCAAGACCCUGGCCAAGUACUUGGUGUCAUCCAUCAAUACUGACAAUUGCAUUCUGCUCUACCAGGCAGCCGCCAUCUUUGGCCUCUUGGAUCUCUUCCAUUGUGCCGCACUGUACAUACGAGACAGUUACUCAGACCUGGAGGAGUACCUCGACUGCCUCUCUCCAGACCUUCUGGAUUAUGUGGAGUCCAUCAUCCCCAGCACGUUUGUGGCGGUAGGGGCUCACACGCCCACCUUUGAGUUCUUGGAGGACCUCUCGAGAACUGUUUGCUACCUGGACGAGGAAGGUAACACCUGGAGGACACUUUCCUGCUUACCGCUGACGGCCAGCACGUUCCUAGCCGGCAUAGCCACCUUGGAUAACAAGAUUUACAUUGUGGGCGGGGUCUACGGUUACAACAAGGACAUUGUGAACCGGAGUUUUUGCUACGACCCGAUGGCCAACGUCUGGAGCGAGUUCCCCGGCCCCCAGCAGCUGCGCUACGACUUCACGCUGACAGCCCAAGAGAACAGCCUCUACGCCAUAGGUGGAGAGUUUGAGAAGGCCGCCCUGAAGUCGGUGGAGAAGUUUGACAUCUCUACCAACACCUGGAGAUUUGUUUCUGACCUCCCCCAGCCAACCACAGCGGUGCCCUGUGCCCAAGCAAUGGGGCGCAUCUUUGUCUGCUUGUGGAAGCCUCUCGACACCACCAUGAUCUACGAGUACAAGCCUCAGAAGGACGAGUGGCAUCCCAUCUCCACCCGCAUCAGGCCUCAGAGCUACGGCCACUGCAUGGUGGCUCACCGGGACAACCUCUACAUUGUGCGGAACGGGCCUUUCGACGACUUCUUGCGCUGCAUGAUGGAUUGCUUCAAUCUGACCACGAUGCAGUGGACAUCUCUCCCUGGGCAGUACGUGAACAGCAAAGGGGCCCUCUUCACGGCUGUCAUCAAAGGGGACACAGUCUACACGGUCAACAAGAUGCUGACUCUGAUGUAUACCAUAGAGGGGAACACAUGGAAAUCCAAAAAGCAGAAAGCUGGUUUUCCAAGGGCCGGUUCUUUGCAAACCUUCCUCCUCAGGCUUCCAAAGAAAGACCACAGCAUUGCAACUUAGAGAGCCGGUCUCCGCUAGAUGAAGUUCUCAGGGACCCACAUUGCCUUCCUUCUAUGCCAGACGUCCCGCAACGCCACCAGAUUUAAAUCCAAAGGUUGUGAAAUCACCCCAGCUUGUAGUCGACACUCUUUGCACCUUCUGGGCCAGCAACAUUUCAAGGCAGGAACUUCAGGGCUAGCUUGCACCAGAAGCAACUGUAACGCAGCUCUCUGCUCUUCCAACGGCAGCUGGGCUUGUGGUUUCAUGGGCCUCAAGCAAUAUGGUUUCCGCAGACUUAUUUGUCAUACUAAACUGGGCCAAGUGGGGGGGCAGCAACCAGCAAGUAGGAGGAGCCAGUCACUGGCAGAAAACCAGCGGCGCUAGGAGGAGAUUUAUGCACUGAGGGGGAGGAGCCUACUGUGGGGUACAGACCUUCCCAUUGGUCAUGUUCAUUUUUGCCUACGCCCAGCUGAGUGGCGGAAUCUACCUCUAACAGAGCAAGCUGGCAGUACAUCACACCAUUCAAAGUUGGAAUUAGCUCUUUAUUAGCACAAACACUACUGAGUGUCGGGCCUAAUAAGCGGAGCAGCUUAUCUCCGGUAGGUGAUAAUCAGUUACUGAAUCAGUUGCUGAGACUGAAAGUUCCCCGCCUCUCCAGAGCCAUCUAAGUCGCCUCCUCUCCAGGGCUUUCCCAAGCAAUCAGAGACCGCACCUGCAUGCAGCCAAUCUCUCAUUUGCCCUUUUCAUGCCUCUCCUGGUUCUGGGAGCUUGUUGCAGCAGGAAGGGGAGACACCCAUGACACUUCACUAGCUUGACUUAUCUCUGCCUCUUGGCCUCCCUCCUUCCACGCUCCUGCUUCAUCUUCCAUCUCUGAUUCUGGACUUCUCUCUGCCACAGACUCUCCCAGCUCACUAAACCCUGUUACCUCUUCAGCUUCUGACACCUCCUCCUCCCAGGCUUCUCCCUCUGACCACUCAUCAUUGUCCCACCAACACUCCCCCAUCUCUGAGCCUUCUUGCCGGGGGGGGGGGGUUUCCCCCAGUUGGUUCCUCCAUUCGUCUGCACCAACCAGUCGAUGACACUACCAUUGUUUUUGUCCAUCUUGAUGAGUCUCCUAGGAAGCCAGGGCAUUGCCUAUGUGAUUUAGCAUUGUCUACACUGCUUGGGAGCCACUCUCCAGGGUUCUAGAAUGGAGGUUUUCCCAAGCCCUACCUGGAUAUACCAGGGAUUGAACCGAGGACCUCCUGCGUGCAAAGCAGGUGGUUGACCACUGAGCUGCAGCCUCACCCCACCCACCCCCAGGACAUAGGAAGCUGCCUUAUACAGACCAUCGGACCAUCUACCUCAGUACUGCUGACACCUUUCCAGGGUUCCAGACUGCUCUUCAGUCUUUCCCAGCCCUGCCUGGAGAUACUGCUGGAGAAUGAAGUUGGGACUUCCUGCAUGCAUGCAAAGCAGGUGCUCUGUCACGGAGCCACAGGCUUUCCCCUUCUUUUCUGCUGAAGGUGAAAAAGGAUUAGGUGGUGCUCUCUAAUUCUCAGAGUGAAAAGCUGCUGACAUUAACACGCACAGCUUUUAGAAGAAGGGUGUUUCAGGCAUCCCAAACUGGAGCACUGGAAAUGUAGACGUUAAAGGUCAGUAACUGAACUACAUUUUGAGAAUUUU
Zootoca vivipara (common lizard) is the source of this 3129-nucleotide messenger RNA. It is a transcript of the gene KBTBD13, whose product is annotated as kelch repeat and BTB domain containing 13. Gene Ontology annotation, biological process: relaxation of skeletal muscle; regulation of the force of skeletal muscle contraction. Gene Ontology annotation, molecular function: protein binding. Lineage: Eukaryota; Metazoa; Chordata; Lepidosauria; Squamata; Lacertidae. The record is from RefSeq and is a predicted model, not a curated record.